AUGGCCUCGCCAAGUCUGGACAAGGACGCCGCGGACGCGCCCGCAUUCCCGCAGGACCCGGCGGAUUUUGACAGCGAUCCUCGCAUUUCUUUUUCGAAGCUCGACGACAAAUUCAUUCUGGAGACAGAAGACGGGCAAGAAUAUGAAUACGACACCGGUAUAAAGCGUUGGGUCGAUGAGGAACUGCUACGUAAGCAGCAGGAGGCCUACAAGGUGGAAGGCGUCGACGACGAGGAGAAUGUUCAUCCGCGCGAUAAAAAACGAAAGCUACCGGACGGGCAGAACAGAGAAGGCAAGGUGAAAAAGCCGCGAGUCAACCAUGCUGUCUGGAUCACCGGUCUUCCUCUUGAUGCGGAGCGUGAUGAGAUCGAGAAGAGUUUCUCUCGCUGGGGAGUGAUCGCACGAGAGAUCGACAGCGGCGCCCCGCGAGUCAAGAUGUACUACGAUGACGAAGGCAAAUUCAAGGGCGAGGCUCUGGUGGUCUAUUUUCGGCCGGAAUCCGUCGCGUUGGCUAUUCAAAUGGCCGAUGAGACGUCGCUACGAGGGCCGACGACUCUUUCUGGAGGUGCAGACUCCAUGCGAGUCCAGGCGGCUGAAUUGUCUUUUAAGAGUCAGACGGACAAGCCGGAUAAGCCGAGUGGUCGCGAUAGACGGAAGAUUCAGGAGCGAACAAAUCAAUUGAACAGCUUACUGACCGAUUGGGAUGACGACGAUCCCGGUCUUCAAGUCCGUGCCGCCACCAACCAGGACAGAACGGUGGUGUUGAAACACUUGUUCACUUUAGAAGAGCUCAAGGUCAGUCAAGUUCUGCAACGAUUGAUCGAGAGGGAAUUAAAAGUAUCAACCAUUCUAACAAACUGGUUGAAGAACGAUGUCGAGGCGAUUCUAGAUAUCAAAGAGGAUGUACGGACAGAAUGCACCAAGAUCGGAGAAGUCACAAAUGUUGUGCUCUAUGACCAGGAGCCCGAAGGAGUGGUCACUGUGAAGUUUGCACAAGCCGAGGAUGCCCAGGAAUGUGUAACGCGACUGAACGGCCGGUUUUUUGGCGGUGACCGGAUUGAGGCCUACGUCAACACUACGGGAGAAAAAUUCAAGAAGAUGAACGAACGACGGGCUGCGCUUGAGGACAUGGCCGAGCGAGGAAUUGACGCCGAGGACGACGAAGAAGAUGAGCGACUUAAAGGAUUUGGAGAUUGGCUUGAAAACGACAAAUAA
Penicillium diatomitis is the source of this 1215-nucleotide messenger RNA. RefSeq names its product U2 snRNP complex subunit CUS2. The transcript has 4 exons. Gene Ontology annotation, cellular component: U2 snRNP; U2-type spliceosomal complex. The record is from RefSeq and is a predicted model, not a curated record. Lineage: Eukaryota; Fungi; Ascomycota; Eurotiomycetes; Eurotiales; Aspergillaceae. Gene Ontology annotation, molecular function: RNA binding. Bases 1 to 1215 code for a protein of 404 amino acids.